This is a messenger RNA of Monascus purpureus, 3551 nucleotides long. NCBI's taxonomy places the organism in Eukaryota, Fungi, Ascomycota, Eurotiomycetes, Eurotiales, Aspergillaceae. The record is from the annotation of a GenBank genome assembly.
GAAAAGAACACGUUGAGCUUGGACAGGCGCGCUGUUGCGUUCUCCAUUGCCGUUAUUAUUUCAAUCUGGACGUCCUCCCACCGACACCCAGUGACAUAAUAAUCCUCUCCAGCGCGGACUUUACAGGGCGACGAACCGGCCUCCAUCAUUAUUAUCUAUCUCUUUCGCUACUACCACUGCUCGUAUAAACUUUCUGGGACUACUACCUUGGCGUUCCCAUGUCUUUCACUGGGUAGUAGUUAAUUGCUUACGUUGCUCGUUUCGCUCUUUUCGUCGCUUCCCCAAAUUCUUCCUUUCCUUUCCUUAUCUUGUUGUAACCGUCUCUGUGCCAGCUGCUGCGUGCUUUUCGCAGUCUCCCUCGACAGCAUGGAGCAUUCAUUCCUUCGCUCUCCAGCCGAAGUCCUGGAGUAUUUUGGUGUUUCCGAGAGCACCGGUCUAUCAACACAGCAGGUCCUGAAGUCUAAACAGAAAUACGGUCCCAAUGCUCUUCCCGAAGACCCUCCCACGCCUCUUUGGGAGCUGGUGUUGGAACAGUUCAAAGACCAAUUGGUCCUCAUCUUGCUUGGUUCCGCGGCAGUUUCCUUUGUCCUUGCUCUGUUUGAAGAUGGAGACGAUUGGACUGCAUUCGUGGACCCCGCUGUGAUCCUGACUAUUUUGAUUCUCAAUGCUGUUGUCGGUGUUACCCAAGAGAGCAGUGCCGAGAAGGCAAUUGCUGCUCUCCAAGAAUACUCUGCAAAUGAAGCCAAGGUGAUUCGAGAUGGGAAGCCACAACGCAUUAGAGCGGAAGACCUGGUCCCUGGGGAUAUCGUUGAUGUUGCAGUGGGUGACCGCGUUCCAGCGGACUGUCGAUUGCUCCACAUUCAUAGCAACGGUUUUCGCGUGGACCAGGCCCUUCUGACGGGUGAGAGUGAAAGUGUUGCCAAAGACGUCCGCAUAGUCAACGAUAAGCAGGCUGUCAAGCAGGAUCAGACCAACUUAGUCUUCUCUGGCACGACCAUUGUCAAUGGCCACGCCACCGCAAUUGUCGUCCAGACUGGUACAUCUACGGCUAUCGGAAAUAUCCAUGAGAGCAUUGUGUCCCAGAUUUCGGAACCGACCCCGCUUAAGCAAAAACUGAAUGAUUUUGGUGACAUGCUGGCAAAGGUGAUUACCGUCAUCUGUGUGCUCGUGUGGGUGAUCAACAUCGAGCACUUCAAUGAUCCGUCUCAUGGUGGUUGGGCAAAGGGAGCUAUCUACUAUCUGAAGAUUGCCGUCUCGCUGGGCGUCGCUGCUAUUCCAGAGGGUCUUGCUGUGGUCAUUACCACCUGUCUCGCUCUUGGAACCCGUAAAAUGGCCCAGAAAAAUGCAGUCGUCCGGUCUCUCCCUUCGGUCGAGACUCUUGGCAGCUGUAGUGUCAUCUGUUCGGACAAGACGGGGACUCUGACCACCAACCAGAUGAGCGUGGAGAAGGUUACUUACCUGGACAAAUCUGGACUUGACGUCGUGGAAUUUGAUGUUGAAGGCACGACCUUCGCUCCAGAAGGUGAUCUCAAACGCAAUGGCAAGACACUGCGGGACCUUGCUGUCUCGUCAUCGACAACCCGACAGUUGGCUGAAGCUCUGGCUCUCUGCAACGAUGCUUCGCUUUCUUAUGAUGUGAAGACCGAGACAUAUUCUUGCAUCGGAGAGCCCAUGGAAGGUGCAUUGCGGGCCUUGGUCGAGAAGAUUGGAACUGAUGAUGCGGCCACUAAUAGCAAGCUCUUUAGUCUUCCCGCAUCCCAAAGGCUACAUGCUGCGAGCGAGUACUACGCCUCACGUCUCCCGCGGAAAGCAAUUUACGAAUUUUCUCGUGAUCGAAAGAGCAUGUCCGUUCUCGUAGGAGAGGGGAAGGCACAGAAGCUUCUGGUUAAAGGUGCCCCGGAGUCGAUCUUCGAGCGUUGCUCUCAUGUAUUGCUGGGGUCUGAUGGACCGAGAGUGCCUCUCACCAAGAGUCAUGUGGAUUUGCUUUCUGAAGCCGUUGUCCAGUAUGGCAAUCGGGGCCUUCGUGUUAUUGCCAUUGCCAGCGUUAACGAUGUAUGGGCCGAUCCGCGACUGAAGACCGCCAACACCCCCGAGGAAUAUGCCCAGUUGGAACGGAACAUGACUCUCAUCGGUCUCGUCGGAAUGCUUGACCCACCCCGACCUGAAGUGAUUGAUUCCGUGAGAAAAUGCCGGUUGGCUGGUAUCAGAGUCAUUGUCAUCACCGGUGACAGUCGGAGUACCGCUGAGUCUAUCUGUCGUCAGAUUGGCAUCUUCCGUGAGCAUGAAGACCUGGAAGGCAAGAGCUUCACUGGCAGGGAAUUUGAUAGUCUCUCUGAGAGUGAGAAGCUUGAAGCCGUUAGCAAAGCGUCCCUCUUCUCUCGGACCGAACCUGGUCAUAAAUCAAAGCUGGUAGAUCUUCUCCAGUCUCUUGGCCAUGUUGUUGCCAUGACUGGAGACGGUGUCAACGAUGCACCAGCUUUAAAGAAGUCGGAUAUUGGCGUUGCGAUGGGCAGUGGCACGGACGUAGCCAAGCUCGCCGCAGACAUGGUGCUUGCCGACGACAAUUUUGCUACCAUCACGGUUGCUGUCGAAGAAGGUCGGUCAAUCUACAGCAACACUCAGCAGUUUAUUCGGUACCUUAUUUCAUCAAACAUCGGCGAGGUCGUAUCUAUCUUCUUGACAGCAGCGCUUGGCAUGCCAGAAGCCCUCGUCCCUGUACAGCUUCUAUGGGUCAAUCUUGUCACGGAUGGUUUGCCUGCAACCGCCUUGUCCUUCAAUCCAGCCGAUCACGAUGUCAUGAGGCGUCCUCCUCGGAAGCGCGAUGAGCCAUUGGUUGGUGGCUGGCUUCUAUUCAGGUACCUGGUAAUUGGCACAUACGUCGGAGCGGCAACUGUUUUUGGCUACGCCUGGUGGUUUAUUUAUAACCCUGAGGGACCCCAGAUUUCUUUCUGGCAGUUGUCCCAUUUCCACAAGUGCUCUGCCUCAUUCCCCGAGAUCGGUUGCGAGAUGUUUUCGAAUGACAUGUCGAAAUCAGCAUCUACAGUCUCGCUGUCCAUCCUUGUGGUCAUUGAGAUGUUGAACGCCAUGAAUGCCCUUUCCUCUAGUGAAUCUCUCCUCACUCUCCCUCUGUGGAAAAAUAUGAUGCUUGUUUACGCCAUUAUCCUAUCAAUGGUUCUUCAUUUUGCGAUUCUAUACAUCCCAUAUCUCCAAGGACUCUUCUCCAUCCUGCCUCUGGACUCGAUCGAGUGGAAGGCAGUAUUGGCUAUUAGCGCCCCAGUUGUGGUGAUCGACGAACUUCUCAAAUUGGUGGAGCGUUAUCUCUACAAUACCUCAGCUACUUCUGUACAGCAGAAUGGUGCCACAUUCAAGUCCAAGAGAGCAUAGAAGCACUAGAACAGAUCUGCGUUUUUCAGCUAUAUGAGCGAUUAUAGAUAGACAGUCAGUCCACUUUGAUCCUUUUUGUCUUUGGGCCGGGCGAUUUUGAAGUGACUUGUCCAUCAUGUUUAUUUAUGAAGAGUUUACGUAUAGAAAAGGUCAAAUUGAAGAAGCGA